Molecule: messenger RNA, 1361 nt
Organism: Musa acuminata subsp. malaccensis (wild Malaysian banana)
Lineage: Eukaryota; Viridiplantae; Streptophyta; Magnoliopsida; Zingiberales; Musaceae
Product: PTI1-like tyrosine-protein kinase At3g15890
Biological process (GO): protein phosphorylation
Molecular function (GO): protein kinase activity; ATP binding
Source: RefSeq, a predicted model, not a curated record
ACAAUCAAAGCAUAUGCUGCAGUACCUGAGUUAAAUUAUAUGAUCCAGAGGUGCAAACAAUUGAGUGGGUGAAGUGUUCAAUGACACCCAAGAACAAGGACAGCUACCCACCAGUUUUAGCUCUUUGUUCUACUCCGUCUACUUCCUCGAGUUCCAAGCACCAUUGACCUUUCUCUCUUUCACUACUCGGAUAGGGAUGCUUCAGAGAUGCAUCUGCUGCUGCUUCUCCCUCGAGGGGCGUGAGGCUGCACGAAGAUCACACAAGGGCCAUGGUGGCGGCGGCUAUCCUUGGGAAAUCUACACCCUGAAACAGCUCGUCCAUGCAACGAGGAACUUCCAUGAGGACAACAAGCUCGGAGAAGGCGGCUUUGGGACUGUCUACUGGGGUAGAACUGACAAAGGAGUGGAGAUCGCUGUGAAGCGGCUCAAGGCCAUGACGGCCAAGGCGGAGAUGGAGUUCGCCGUCGAAGUGGAGGUGCUGGGGAGGGUAAGGCACAAGAAUCUACUGAGCCUGAGAGGUUUCUACGCAGGUGGCGAGGAGAGGCUGAUCGUUUACGAUUACAUGCCCAACCACAGCCUGCUCAGCCAUCUCCAUGGCCGUCGCUCCGCCGAUCUGCUCCUCGACUGGCCUCGCAGGAUGCAGAUCGCCAUCGGAGCAGCGGAAGGACUCGCGUACUUGCACCAUGAGGCGAGCCCUCACAUCAUACACCGAGACGUGAAGACCAGCAACGUGCUGCUCGACGCCGACUUCUGCGCCAAAGUGGCCGACUUCGGGUUCGCGAAGCUGAUCCCGGAGGGAGUGAGCCACCUGACGACGAGGGUGAAGGGGACGCUGGGCUACCUCGCACCUGAGUACGCCAUGUGGGGGAAAGUCGCCGAGAGCUGCGACGUGUACAGCUUCGGCGUUCUGCUGCUGGAGAUCGUGAGCGCCAGGAAGCCCAUCGAGAAGCUACCCGGCGGCGUCAAGCGCGACAUAGUGCAGUGGGCGGCGCCGCUGGUGGAGAAGGGCGCGUGGGAGCGCAUCGCGGACCCACGCCUCGGGGAAAGGUUCGAGCCGGCGGAGCUGCGGAACGCGGUGGCGGUCGCCUUGCGGUGCACCGACCUCAACCCCGACAACCGGCCCACCAUGAAGGAAGCGGUGGAGCUCCUCAAAGGCCGGGGGUUGUGGAAGAGGACGAAGGAUGUAGCGGUGGAGAAGGCAAUCGGCGAGGAAGGGGACGAGGAGGAGGAUGCCGGAAUAAGCGAACCUUCUCAGCCUGAGAGGCAGAGCUGGAAAACCACAAUAGUGAGGUAGAGCAACGCUCUGUUCUCAUUAUCAAUGUCAACGUGUGGGACGUAAACUUAUAUAUAUAUAUAUAUAU